This is a messenger RNA of Diprion similis, 4953 nucleotides long. RefSeq names its product serine/threonine-protein kinase N (gene Pkn). NCBI's taxonomy places the organism in Eukaryota, Metazoa, Arthropoda, Insecta, Hymenoptera, Diprionidae. The transcript is spliced from 18 exons. The record is from RefSeq and is a predicted model, not a curated record. Gene Ontology annotation, molecular function: small GTPase binding; ATP binding; protein serine/threonine kinase activity. Bases 265 to 3426 code for a protein of 1053 amino acids. Gene Ontology annotation, biological process: protein phosphorylation; signal transduction.
UCCGAUCAGUCGAGGGUUCGGUGCGGAGGAAUGCGGUUGCGUCGGCAUUUUGUCCGCACGUCGUUCAUCCCGUUUAACAAUCGUCAUUCGACGAUUAAGCAAUAAUAUAGUUCCCAGAGAGAUAAGCGAGGUGCGCACGGCGUCGAGUCGAGAGUCGGAUCUCCGUUGCGGCCGAGUGCGAAAACGGUGCGCCCUCCUAAAUAUGGAUUUUGCUGUUUUUUGUGCACAAAAGGCGGAUAGAAAGUGAGUGAAUAUUGUGCCAAGAUGGCCGACUCGAGCUAUUAUCAGGGUGACUACAUCAGCCAUCCAGUCCUCUUCGAGUUGUCCCACAAAUACGGAGUCGGCGGCAGUGACCAAAUGCCGCUUCCAGCUCGGCUCGAUGAACUCCGGGAACACAUUCGUAGAGAGAUACGAAAAGAACUGAAAAUCAAAGCCGGUGCGGAAAAUUUGCGAUUAGUGGCUACGGAUCGAAAGGCUUUAGCAGACGUUGCGACGAUCGUCAAAAAGGCGAAUAACAAGCUGAGCGAACUUCAAGUCGAACUUCAAGAGCUUGAAAGCCAAAUUAUCCUCACCCAAGGACAGCCUUCGUCGCCCCAAUUAAAUCACUGCAAUGGCCAAGACACACCCUUGUCGCCGAUGGAUUCAUCGUCGCCGAGUCAGGAGGGCCUUUUUACCGAUCUACGUCUCGUGUCGCUGGAAAAACAAUUGAACAUCGAGCUAAAGGUCAAACAAGGGGCUGAAAAUAUGAUACAAAGCUUGACGAGCGGUCAUCGGGACAAAAAGUUAUUGCAGGAGGCGCAGCAAAUGCUGGCCGAUUCCAGAGCGAAAAUCGAAUUUUUGAGAAUGCGCAUUGUGAAGCUCAGACGGGUCCGGAAACAGCAGAGAACGAGAGGCUACUCGCCGGCACCAAACGGCGAAAAUACUGCCAGCAAAGAUAAGUACGAGCCAAACCUUGAACUGGCGCUGGAAGAGAGAGUCGAGGAACUGCGACAUCGACUCUUGAUCGAAGCUGCUGUCGUCGAGGGGGCUAAAAACGUCAUUCGCCUUUUGCAGAGCGCUAAAGUUGCCGACAAAAAGGCUCUGACCGAGGCACAAGCGAGUCUCGCAGAGUCCAGCAGGAAAUUAGACCUCCUCAGACUGUCGCUGGAACUCAGAAGACAAGAAUUGCCCCCUGACAGUGCUACCGCUACACAAUUAAAACGAGAACUUGCGAGUGUACAGGCUGCCAGUCCCGUUCCUGUCACCUACACUUCUCUGCAACCUUUUCGUGGACCUCUCGAAGGUAGAGCUGCUGUACCUGCUUCCGUAUCAAGAUGCGCUGCAGUCACUGGACAAUUGGAGGUACGAUUAAUGGGGUGUCAAGAUUUAGCCGAGGAAGUGCCGGGUAGAACCAGAAGAGAACAACCAGCAAGCCCGGAUUUGCGCAGCUUUGUCAAAGGGGUGACAGGGCGCAGCUCGAGCAAAUCUUACAGUGUGAAGGAUGAAACUAGCAAUGACAUAAUGGCAGUUAUUAAAUUGGAUAAUCAAACAGUAGCACAAACUAACUGGCGCCCAUGCUCCCAGCAGGCUUGGGAUCAGAGGUUCUCCAUUGAACUAGACAAGUCGCGAGAACUGGAAAUAGGAAUUUACUGGAAAGAUUGGAGAUCGCUGUGUGCAGUGAAGUUCUUGCGUCUAGAAGAAUUCAUAGAUGACGUGCGGCAUGGUAUGGCAUUGCAGCUCGAACCUCAAGGGCUACUUUUUGCAGAAAUAAAAUUCCUAAAUCCAAUGAUCUCAAGAAAGCCAAAGCUGCAACGUCAGCGAAAAAUUUUCAAACAGCAAGUCAAGAACUUCCCUCGUCCGAAUCAAAUGAACAUCAAUGUCGCUACUUGGGGCAGACUAUUGAAGCGUUCUACACCUUCGAUACACAACAGCAGAAGAUCAGAAAGUCCACCAUCUGGACCGCAACCGCUGCGUUUGUCCUUCGAAAAUUGGCCUGAAGAUAAACCAGAGACUCCUGGAGAACAGCCCGAUCCUGACAAAGGAGGUUUAGGAGGUGCGCGACCGUUGGGAAUGGGAGUAGCAACUGGUAGUCCAGUUUUACCUCAUCCUCCGGAUCAUCCGCCGCCACCACCUCCCUCAAUUACCAAGAAACCAUCGAUGCCAGCUCCUCCGCCACCACCGAAACUAGACCAAGAGUUGCAGAGUGCGUUAAGAGAGUUUGAUUUCCUGCACAACGAGGAGAAGGGGGGGCCUCAGGGGGCGAGUUUGAGGCCCGUUGUGACAGAGCCCCACCCCGUGCUGAUCGCACCAUCCUCUCCACGCACCCCCUCGCCCCAACCUGUCGUCGAGUUCCCUGAAGAUGAGAUUGUGUACGAGCUGCCCGGUAGGCCAAUGCCGUUUAAAGACGUUGCCUACGAGUCAAAGCGACACUCUCAAGUGACUGGAAUGACCUUAGAAAAUUUCAGAUUACUGUCUGUUCUUGGUCGUGGUCAUUUUGGCAAAGUUAUUUUAUCACAGUACAGAAAUACUGGGGAAUACUUUGCUAUUAAAGCAUUGAAGAAAGGAGACAUCAUUGCGAGGGACGAGGUUGAGUCUUUACUUUCUGAGAAACGGAUAUUUGAGGUUGCAAAUACAACACGCCACCCGUUCCUUGUCAAUCUUUUUGCUUGCUUCCAAACUGAGGCACACGUGUGUUUCGUUAUGGAAUACGCAGCCGGUGGUGACCUGAUGAUGCACAUUCACGCAGACGUAUUUGGCGAGCCACGUGCUGUGUUUUAUGCAGCCUGUGUUGUUCUCGGAUUGCAAUACUUGCAUGAGAGUCGUAUUAUAUACAGAGACUUGAAACUGGAUAAUUUAUUGCUGGACACUGAAGGUUACGUAAAAAUAGCAGACUUUGGACUGUGCAAAGAAGGAAUGGGAUUUGGGGAUAGAACAGGCACCUUCUGUGGAACCCCAGAAUUCUUGGCACCCGAAGUUCUUACCGAGACUUCAUACACUCGAGCGGUAGACUGGUGGGGUCUGGGUGUCCUAAUCUUUGAGAUGCUGGUCGGUGAGUCUCCAUUCCCUGGAGAUGACGAAGAGGAAGUAUUUGAUUCGAUUGUGAACGACGAAGUUCGCUAUCCACGAUUUUUAUCUCUAGAGGCUAUUGCAAUAAUGAGAAGGCUACUUAGAAAGAAUCCAGAUAGACGAUUGGGUAGUAGCGAAAGGGAUGCAGAGGAUGUUAAGAAACAAGCGUUUUUCAGAAAUAUUUCCUGGGAUGAUUUGUUGCUGAGACGUGUUAAACCACCGUUUGUACCAGUGAUUAAUUUCGUAGAAGACGUUAGUAAUUUUGACGAAGAAUUCACAUCAGAAAAACCACAGUUAACACCACCCAAGGAUCCUCGACCGCUCAAUGAUCAAGAACAAAACUUCUUCAGAGAUUUCACAUACAUGGCCGAUUGGUGCUAGCUACAAUCGUUACAGAGGCAGACUAUGUAGUUUUUUAGUGUUCAUUCGCAUAAGAGCUAUAAGUUUCAUUCACAAAAUUUAUUUUGCAGUGAUAUAAUUUGCUUCCAACACGUAGCUAAUUCCAAUGUAAUAUUCUCCACGUCAGCAUGUUUUCUUUUCUAUGUGUACGACAUAAUUAUUAAUUAUUCACUCGAUCAUGAAUCAAGAAUUAAUUAUAUAUUAUUUUCUCAACUACAGUUGCACAUUUGCGAUAACUAGUUAUGUAAAAACUACGUCCUCUAAUUGUAUUAUUAUGAGAUAUUGCCUUUGAAUUAUAAAAAGAUUAAAUUUCUAACAUCAAAAGUGUAUAAUUCAAUUUUCUGAAAGUAUGUGUAUAUACUCAGUAUUGGCCAAAAGAAAACUUGCUUUUUGAAACGGAAGUUAUAAUAAUCAUGCUAUUUGCUCACAGUCUGUUAGAUAACUAAUCGAUGCACAAUUCAAUUUUACUCUCAAGAUCACAGCACUAAAGUAGAGAUUGAUCCUCUAAAGUACACUGGUUAUUUUUUUUCCCAUUGGUUUCAAAUGGAGGUUAACUUUCGGACAGUACGGGAAAAGAGCAGACAUACUCCAUAUCAUGUGUUUAUGUAGAAAAUGCUAACAUCGUUCCAAAGUGCAUUGAUGUAAUACAUUCACUUUUGUCGAUAUUUACAGGCUUGUAAAGCGUUUUAGUAUGAUAAAAUAUACGAAUUGAGAAUACAAUUAGUUUUUACAAACACAAGUCUUUCUCAUUUCAAAGGCAAUUUUUUUAUUAUACUAUUAUACUAUAAAUCUUUGGACCAGGUUACGUGGUAUCAGUUUUACUUUUCACAAUUGACAAUCAAUGUAACGAUCAAGGUUACAGAUUAUUUUGAUGAAGUUUUAAAAGUUUGCUCAUAAAAAAAAAAAAAAAAAAUUCAUUACGCAAGAACCGCGUUAAGUAACUAGAAUUUAUUUUGGUAAAUUCGUACCAACCAAUCUGAUAUUCUCUAAUAAUUUUGAAUAUGCUUUCGGAAUUGCUUUUCUAUUUUGGGUGAAAAACUCACUUCUCUUAAACUACUGUCCGUGAGAUAUUGGUUAAUAAAAAUAAAAUAUGAUCGAUAAAAAUAAUGCAAAUAUUUGUGAUAGUUUCGAGAAAAACUCGAUACAUAGUUGCCUUAUUGCAUUAAAAAAUUAAUACAAUGGUAAAUAAAAAAUAAAAAUUAUUGGGUAACUAUUUUAUAAAGCAUUUUUAUAAUAUAUUAUAAUCAACACUGAUCAAUAUCAGAAGGUGCUCACGUUAUAUUUUAUCAUAGAAACGUCUGAUGGACCCAUUAUGGAGUUUUAAUCCAGUUUUGUACCUUCGGUGAUUAGGCAACUGUGGUAUGAUUAAUUAGCGGCCUAAUUUAAAUACCUAUUUAGAAAUCAUCUCACAGGAUACAUUCUAUACUUUAUAAGAAAAUGAAGGUAAACGAUCAGAUAUAGAUUUCGAUCGUAUUGGUCAAAAGUAAAAUAAUUUUAAUAUAGAUAAAA